Vicia villosa (hairy vetch) is the source of this 1536-nucleotide messenger RNA. RefSeq lists its product as uncharacterized. Bases 1 to 1536 code for a protein of 511 amino acids. The transcript has 6 exons. The record is from RefSeq and is a predicted model, not a curated record. Gene Ontology annotation, biological process: telomere maintenance; DNA repair. NCBI's taxonomy places the organism in Eukaryota, Viridiplantae, Streptophyta, Magnoliopsida, Fabales, Fabaceae. Gene Ontology annotation, molecular function: DNA helicase activity.
AUGAUGCUAACACAUGUUAAAGGACCGAAAAGCUAUGAUGAAAUAAAGACAGUAAACAAUGUUAAGUACGAUACUUUCCGUGAUGCAUGUUUUGCUAUGGGAUUUAUUGGUGAUGAUCGAGAAAUCAUAUCUGCAAUGACAGAAGCAUUUCAUUGGGGUUCUGGACAUUAUUUGAGAUUACUUUUUAUUCACAUGUUAUUGUCAAGUAGCAUUAAUAGGCCUAAGCAUGUCUGGAGUAAAACUCGACAUCUGUUAUCUGAUGGAAUACUUUAUUCUCAGCAAAGGAUUGCAAACAACAGAGGUCUGCGGUUAACAAAUGAAGAAAUUCUGAAUUUAACAUUGGUUGAAAUUGAAAAACUUCUUCGGCGAAGUCGAAAGAGUUUAAGUGAUUUCCCUGGAAUGCCAAAACCACAGGAUGAACAAAGAGAUGUUUUCAAACAAAUCUUGACGGCUGUUGAUACCCAGAACGGAGGCGUAUUCUUUCUGUAUGGAUACGGCGGUACAGGCAAAACAUACAUGUGGAGAACAUUAGCUUCUUACAUAAGAUCAAGAAGAAAAAUAUGCUUGACAGUUUCCUCUUCAGGUAUUGCAUCCCUGUUGCUCCCUGGUGGUCGAACGACACAUUCUAAAUUUAAGAUUCCAAUUCCCACACAUGAAUCUUCGACAUGCGACAUUAACAAGGGUAGUGACAGCGGGGACUUGCUAAAAGUAUCAAAAUUGAUUAUUUGGGAUGAAGCUCCUAUGUGUCACAAAUUUUGUUUUGAAGCUUUGGAUAAAACCCUCAGAGACAUCAUGGGUGGAUCCAGGUCAUCAGAUGAAAUAUUUGGUGAUAAGGUAAUUGUGUUUGGUGGCGAUUUCAGACAGAUUCUACCAGUUAUUCCAAGAGGCGGUCGUUCAGAUAUAAUUCAUGCAACUAUCAAUUCAUCAUACAUUUGGGUUCAUUUUAAGUCAAGGGCAAUAUUGGCUGGAACAAUUGAGACAGUAGAUGAAAUAAAUCACUAUGUAUUAGAUAAUCUCCCAGGGGACGAAAAGGAAUACUUAAGCUCUGAUUCACUCGAUACGCAUGAUGGCCUUCCUAAUCAUAAGAUCAUAUUGAAAGUAAAUACUCCAAUCAUGCUGCUCAGGAAUAUUGAUCAAGCAGAAGGUUUAUGCAAUGGAACACGUCUAAUUGUUACAAGAUUGGCUGAUCAUGUUAUUGAAGCCAAAAUAAUUUCAGGCAAGAACAUCGGCGGUAUCAUUUAUAUUGCACGAAUGGACAUUACUCCAACGCAAUCGCCAUGGCCAUUCAGGAUGACACGAAGACAGUUUCCUAUAACGGUCUGUUAUGCUAUGACUAUUAAUAAAUCUCAAGGUCAGUCGUUGGAUCAUGUUGGCAUAUAUUUGCUGAGGAGCGUGUUCAGCCAUGGCCAGUUUUAUGUUGCAGUUUCAAGAGUAAAGAGCAGAAAAGGCCUUAAAAUCUUGAUCCAUGACAAGGAUAAACAUCCAUUGACAACCACAACAAAUGUGGUCUUCAAAGAAGUGUUUGAAAAUUUGUAG